This is a messenger RNA of Marmota flaviventris (yellow-bellied marmot), 1017 nucleotides long. Its product is annotated as olfactory receptor 52D1-like. Gene Ontology annotation, cellular component: plasma membrane. Gene Ontology annotation, molecular function: G protein-coupled receptor activity; olfactory receptor activity. NCBI's taxonomy places the organism in Eukaryota, Metazoa, Chordata, Mammalia, Rodentia, Sciuridae. The record is from RefSeq and is a predicted model, not a curated record. Gene Ontology annotation, biological process: G protein-coupled receptor signaling pathway.
AUGGAGCUGGAUCCUGCCCUGCCUGCUGUCAAUCAGACUGUGCUAGUCUCUGCCCCUGGACCCUUUGUCCUGCUGGGGGUGCCGGGACUGGAGGCCUUGCAUGCAUGGCUGUCUGUGCCUGUGUGCCUGCUGUACAUGGCAGCUUUGGUAGGGAAUGCCCUUCUACUGGGACUGGUGGCAGUGGACAAGGCACUCCGGGCUCCCAUGUACCAACUGCUGGGGCUUCUGGCAGCUGCUGACUUGAUUCUGGCCACAUCCACAGUGCCCAAAGCCCUGGCUGUGCUCUGGGGUUUGUCAGGUGAGAUCUCCUUUGGGGCCUGUCUAGCUCAGCUCUUUGUUGCCCAUGUGGCCUUCAUUGCUGAAUCCUCAGUGUUGCUGGCCAUGGCUGUGGACCGCUAUGUGGCCAUUUGCCAGCCUCUGCGCUAUGGGGCCUUGCUGACCCAGCGUGUGGUAGGCAUAGUGGCUAUAGCUGCAGUGGCUCGCGGUUCCUGUGUCAUGGUGCCUCCUGUGGUUCUGCUUCAAAGACUGCCUUACUGUGGGCAGCGGGCCCUGCCUCACACCUACUGUGAGCAUAUGGGUGUGGCUCGCCUGGCAUGUGGUGACACACGCCCCAACAUCUGGUAUGGACUGGCCACCACACUGCUCUCCCCGUGCCUGGACCUAGGGCUCAUAGGUGCCUCCUAUGUCCUUAUUCUCCGUGCUGUCUGCCGCCUGCCAUCCCAUGGUGCCCGCUACAAGGCCCUGGGUACCUGUGGGGCGCAUGCCAGUGUCAUUGUUCUUUUCUACACACCUGCCCUCUUCUCUUUCCUGGCUCACCGUUUUGGCCACCACACAGUGCCUGACCACAUCCACAUCCUACUUGCUAAUCUCUACGUGGUGGUUCCCCCAGCCCUUAACCCUGUAGUCUAUGGAGUACGGACCCAGCAGAUUGCUCAGAGGCUUAGGCACUUGCUUCAGCUCUUCUGGGCAGGGGCAGUGAGGAAGGUGGACCCCGAGAGGGUAUCCCCACAGGAAUGA